This is a messenger RNA of Pelodiscus sinensis (Chinese soft-shelled turtle), 3953 nucleotides long. The record is from RefSeq and is a predicted model, not a curated record. NCBI's taxonomy places the organism in Eukaryota, Metazoa, Chordata, Testudines, Trionychidae.
CCGCCCGGGCUGGCGGGACGCGAGCGCUCCGGGCUCGGCCAGCGCCGCCGGCUCCUGCCCUCUGCAGCCGGGGGAGACGCCCGAGGAGACCCGCGGCGGAGCCCUGGGGCCAGGGACGAAGUGGGAGGAACAAGCUUAUGUGAAAAUGAAUAAUGCAGGGGAAGCUGCAGGGUUUACCGUCAGGAGGAGAAUAAAUGUCUGAAAGAAAGAGAUGUGAAAAAGAAUGGCAAGCGGCCUCCCACGACGACCACCUCACACGCGAUGUUCUAUGGAUCUUCGUCCGCCAUGUCCCCACCUUCCAAAAACAAGCUCAAGCGUCAGAGCCGAAUAUUCUCUCAGGUCUUAUACCGGACGCUGAGCUAUAAGGACCGCAGCUCGGUGUCGGCUUUCCCGGUGGCCAGCAGCGAUGACCCAGCUGAACUUUCCACUCAGGUCUCGACCCCAGGGGUCCUGAAGAUAUUUGGGGGCAACAUCUGCGCAGGCACCCACUACAAGAGCGUCCUGGCCAGCGGGAGUUCAAGUGCACAGGAGCUGGUGAAGGAGGCACUGGAGCGCUAUGGGCUGAGCAAGGUGGACGCUGGCCACUAUGUGCUGUGUGAUGUUAUCGGGAUGUUCGGCGGCUCCGAGAAACAGUGGCAAACGGAGGGGUUGCGAGUCUUCGGUGAUCAUGAGAAGCCUCUUCUGAUCCAGGACCUAUGGAAGCCCCGGGAAGGGUUCUCCCGGCGUUUGGAGCUACGGAAGAGAUCAGAGGUGGAGGAGCUGACUGCGAGGGACAUAGACACGAUCACAGCAGGCAUAAACGCCCAGGCUCGGAAGCUGCAGAGGAACCGGGCGAAGGGCGCCAUGACCCUGCUGACAGGGUGCAAGCGACACUCCCCGCCACCAACCCUCCGACGCAGCGUCAGCGAGACCAGCCUGAGUCACGUGGGCUCCCCCGAGGAAGAGCUCAAGAGACAUUACUCCACGCUGCCCGAGAACGUCCGCGGCCUGGAGAGCUCGAGGGAGGAACAGCAGGCUCCUCCGGCGGAGCAGAACGGCAGCAGCAUGCGGUACUCCCUCUACCAGUCCCCUCACCUCCUACUCCUGCAGGGCUACAGCUACCAGCAUGUAAGCACCCAGUUUGUGUAGGGAUGGGAUAAGCACAACACCGUGGGCCAACGGACUCAGUCCAGCAAACCCAGCAUCAGCCUCUUCGCCCCAGACAUCCUGCCCCUUCACUGCACCAUCCGGCGGAUCAAGAUGUCGAGCCGCUCCCGACAGCGUUCGGAGGAGAAGCUGGUCCUAGAGCCCAUCCCGGGGGCCAGUGUGUCCGUCAACUUCUCCGCAGUGGGAAGGACGAUUGUGCUGCACCAUGGAGAUCUCCUCUCCUUGGGGCUUUACUACCUGCUUCUCUACAAGGACCCCGUGAGGGCCCAGCCGCUGCCGGCCCAAACGCUGAUGAGGCUGAAAUCGAUGCACCGAGCCUUGGACCCCGAGGCACCGGUGACUUGUAGGAUGUGUGGCAGCCAGCUGAAAGAAAGGGGCUCCUCCUCCAAGAAGCACGGGCCCUCCCCCAUUUCCGGACACCGGUCAGCCAGGAAGAGGCUUCAGCUGGAGUAUGAGAGAGCUGCCGAGGACAUGCUGGUGAGAAGGAUCGUGACCUUGAUCGAGCCUGGGGGCGACGACCACAAGUUGACGCCAGCCUUCCUUUUGUGCCUCUGCAUCCAGCACUCUGCCACCAGCUUCGAGCCGGGUGACUUCGGCCAGCUGCUGCUCAAGUCAGCCAAAAUGAUUCAGAGGACAGUGUGGGAGAAAACGAAAGAGCUGGCCGAAAAGCAGUCCCAGCAGCAGGAUCCUGGAUCCCUGUCCCGCUUCGCUGUCACAGACCUGCUCCCGGACCUGCAGCACAUUCUCUUCUGGAUGUCCAACUCCAUCGAGCUCCUGUACUUUAUCCAACAGAAAUCCCCCAUCUACAUCCAGAGCCUGGAGGAGGAGCUGGAUGUCAGGGGUUCUAAGGAGUCUCUGUUCUCCUCAACCAUCACAGCCAGCGAGGAAGCCAUGACGGUCCUAGAGGAAGUGAUUAUGUAUACUUUUCAGCAGUGUGUCUACUAUAUCUCCAAGUCUCUGUACGUAUCUCUGCCUGCCCUCCUGGAGUGUAACCCCUUCCAGAGCGAGGGUCAGGAAGGUUGGCGGGCAUCGCCCCAGCUGCCUGAAGAAAUACGCAGAAUCGUGUUGAUCUACCAGGCUGCUCUAGACCUUCUCCACCAGUAUGAAGUGCACCCUGAAAUAGCCUCCCAGAUGUUUGCCUACCUCUUCUUCUUCUCCAACACGCUGCUCUUCAACCAGCUCAUGGACAAAGGUCCUCCAUUGGGAUGUUUUAAUUGGCCAAAAGGCUAAUGAGAUUGUGAAAUGUAUCAACAGNNCCUGGAAUGGGUGGGGGGCGGGGGCUUCGGGCACCUGGCCGAGCAGUUCUUCAGCAGGCUCUCCAGCGUGGCUCACCUGCUGGCCAUGCCAAGCUCCCAGCUGGCGCAGAUGACCUGGCCACUACUGAGGGCCGAGUUCCCCGCCCUGAGCCCCGCACAGCUCCAUCAUGUCCUGACCCAGUACCAGGCAGCGUCCGACGUGGGGGGUGUUGUGGCCUGGCAGCCCUGGCAGGAUGACGUCCCUGCAGCCUUCAGGACAGAGGAGGUGCUGGAGUCCUUCGAUAACCACCCGCCCAUCGUGCUGCCGAGCGGAGGAUUUAAGGUGGACUUGGAGGUGGAGACGCUGGACGAGAACGUGUACCGGCAUCUCCUGUACGUGCGCCACUUCCUGUGGAGUCUGCGGAGCAAAAGCCCCCAUGCCAGUGACCUGCCGGAGCCGGAGGCCCUGAAGAAAGAAGUGCCGACCAGCCAAAAUGCCCCCGAGCUGACCGAGAACACCCGCCCCUUGCCAGCCCUGGGCAAUUCCUUUGGCCAGGUGAAUCACAGGCGCCCAGGAAGCUGUGCUGAGGCUGAAGGGAACCCUACGCUCCCCACGGACAGGAGCAGGUCCCCCAGAGACUGCUAUGCCAAUGAGACGCAGCGCCCAGAGAAACACCAGCAUCUGCACCUGCACAGCAGCCUGGGCAAAAACCACUUCUCCAAGGCCAGCGUGGAUGCCUCCUGCUUACUGACCCCUCCCAACACGCCGCUGAACUUCGACCCGGGGAGCCCGGAAGCCCUACAGAGCACCAGCUACGGGAAAGCCAACCUGGACGUCAGGAAGGACGGAGCCAAUGGCACCAAAGCCACCACCCCUGAAGCAUGUUCUCCGCUGCCCUAUGACUACCCCACGCCCGCUUCCUCCAGCCGCAGCUCAGCCACGGAUGACUUCUGCUACGUCUUUGUGGUGGAGCUGGAAAAAGGGCCCAUUGGGCUGGGGAUGGGACUGAUUGACGGCCUGCACACCCCUUUGAACUCUCCUGGCAUCUACAUCCGGACCCUUAUCCAGGACAGCCCUGCAGCCGCAGACGGCAGACUCUCCAUUGGAGACCGCAUCCUGGCUGUGAACGGCGCCAGUCUCAUCGGAGCAGAUUACCAGAGUGCAGUGGAGUUCAUCCGCUCGGGAGGGACGAAGCUGCGGUUUCUGGUUGCCAAGUCGGACAUGGAACUAGCCAAAAAAAUCAGCUCCAGCUCAUCCCCAGCCUCUUAACGCCCACGCGGGAAGGGCCUGUCCGUCCCCUGCAGGCGGCGCUGCUGUCGUAGCCAACUACACGAAGCCUGGUGGGACCAGCAGAGACUGUCCUUGGACCAGGGAGGAGCCGGUAUGAAAUCGCCCCAGGCCAGGACUGGAGAACUCUUCUCAAUUUGCUUUUCACGCUGCUGGGCGCCUGUUCCGCUCCGCCAGGAUCCCAGAGCCAUGGUGCCGAGGGAGAGUGGGGGAGGGGGUGUUACAGUCCAAACACCCCUCGCUCACAGCUAUAUCGCAUGGGCCUCCGUACAGCUGACGCCCUU